AUGAAGUUCACUACCGUCGCUGCGAUCCUCGCUUUCGCCUAUGCUGCCGCUGCAGCUCCUCAGGGCCAAGAGGGUGGUGAUGGCCAGCAUGGCCAGCAUGACCAGGGCGAGGAUAAGACAAUUAUUAAGGACUACUGCUGUCCAGUGGGGGUUAAUGGGUAUGGUCAGGGUUAUGCCACACUAGGCGGAGCAGUUGGAUGCUCUGAGCUCAGGCCCAGAGGGACCUGCACUGAGGACUGGCCCGUUUCCUGGUCAUGCUAUGAGAAGCCAGGCAGCUCUAAGGGUCCAAGUGGACAGGUGUGCUUCUGCACCGCGUCUGACAACUGCCCGGAUAGUCCUUCUUUCCCUAGCCUUCUGGAUUCAGUUUCCGCUCUUACCGGUGCUAUCCCCGCCUUGUCUCGAUAG
Aspergillus oryzae RIB40 is the source of this 405-nucleotide messenger RNA. RefSeq lists its product as uncharacterized. The transcript has 2 exons. Lineage: Eukaryota; Fungi; Ascomycota; Eurotiomycetes; Eurotiales; Aspergillaceae. Bases 1 to 405 code for a protein of 134 amino acids. The record is from RefSeq and is a predicted model, not a curated record.